AUGCAGUGGCAUAAAAAAGGCACAACUCCUCCGAAGAAGUUGAAAGUGUCAGAAUCGGCCGAAAAGAUCAUGGCGACUAUCUUUUGGGAUACAGAAGGUAUUUUGCUGAUCGAUUAUAAAGACCGUGGUGUGACUGGACAGAUUGAAAGAAGCUAUCAAGGAAAAAAGAAGAGGAAAGCUGUCAAAAGGUGUGCUCCUUUUGCACGACAAUGCUCCCGUCCACACGUGCCAUCUUGCGACGGCUGCCAUUCACCUAUAAGGAUUACAAGUGUGAUAAAACCGCCCACUGUGCCGUCGACGAUGCCGGUUAGGCAACGCCUCGGGCCGCCUGUGAAUAAGCUUAGACGCAUAGCGCCAGUGAGUGGUGCACUAGCGGCCGCCCGCAGGGACCCGCGACUGGCGCGACUGCGAACCGCCGCGGCGUCCGCGCCAACCGGGCCCGCCGCGGCGCCCGUGGUGGCUCCUGUGAUGCCGCUCAUACCUGUAGUGCCUCAAGUGCCGAUCGCGCCCAACGUAUUCGACAUUAAAUCUCUCGAACAUGUUGCUAAACGCAAAAAUGGGAUCACGAUAGACGUUCGGCCCGACGAGGCGCCGCAGCGCCCGCGCGACCCGCGCCGUCGCGACCCGCGCCGCCGCGACCCGCGCCUCGAGAACCGCGACGACCACCCGCGGAAAGACAAAACUGAUGCUACCGAGAACACGAUCAGUGACUACAUCGAGAAGCUGCCCGAUCCCAAAAAGAUCAACAACCUCCCGCCCAUACCCAAAAUAAAUAGGGGCGAGGAGGCAGACAGGGACUCGCCGGUUCCGAAUAAGAAACGGAAAGGGUUGUGCGCAGAGAGGAAACAGAAGCGGGAGGAAGCCGACGGCAAGAGCGGCUCGAGCGAGUCCUCGCCGGAGAAGAAGUCGCGGAGCAAGGAGCUCAAAAAUUACCACAGAGAACGGCACAUGAGAACGAACAAGGAGAAGUCUGAGAGUGUUGGAAAGAAGAGACGUCGUACUCUCAGUUCCGAAGAUAUAGAUUUGAGAACCGAUAACACAGAUGACUCCGACACAGAGGACCAUAAAAAAACAAUAUCCGGUAAUAACAUGCGCCAAGCUAAAGAACAGUCAAGUAAUGGCCAAUUGGACAAAAGUCCGUAUAAUGCUUUAAUGCGCCAAUUACUGCAGCUGAACGAGAAACUCGAAUUAAAAGAAGCAAAACAGCUGGAGUCAUUAGAAGUGUCCGAAAGGAAACUCAAGUCGCAUACGAUUGAUGAGAAUACGCAUACGAUUGAUGAAGAUAUUGAUGAGAGUACCCCUGUCUUCAUAGAUACCCCAUCAGAUAGUUCAAAUUCGGAGAAUGAUAAAGAAUAUAAUAUAAUUAUGAGAACGAAUACAAACUCCAUGGAUGGAUGCGAUGGUCCCCCGCCUACUGAUGUACAGCCAAUGCCUCCGGCGAUGCCGAUGUUCCCACCAUUCACGCCCAUGUGGAGAGGGCAGCCCAGACCGAGAGUCAAAGUGUACGGACCGCGAAGAUUCCGUGAUCCAGCACAACAGUUCUUUAGAGGAAAAUUCGACAAGAGAGCGAUGAGACCACCGUUCGACCCGCGGCUACCGUUGCCCUUACCGACGCCUACACCUGGCAUGUGCCAGGGAGAGAGCCCUCUCCAGCCGUACGAAAGGACCGUGUCCCCACCUCCUCUCGGCGCGCCAGGAAUUGCCAUCCCACCUACAGAUUUUAGAAUUUUAGAGUACAUAGAUCGAGAUCCUGUUAAAACGAUCCAAAUCGAUGGAGUGCCGAAGGAGAUUAGAUUUUACGGAGAAACAGCUGUCAUCAUGAUGGACUGGGAUGAUCCAAGAGAGAUCAAAUUCUUGCCCGGCUGCAGAAGAGUUAGAUUCGAUAAUAAGGAUUCCGUAGUAUUAUCUUUCAAUGAAGGCUACAAACAAGUGGAGAUCGACGGUCAAGUGUUUAACAUUCGGUUUGGGGCGCCGACGAGGGAGCUUUAUAUAAAUGGCAGAUGGUACGAAUGCAUUUUUGGUGGUCAGCCUAUCGGCACGAUCAUCGAUGGGAGACCUAGAUUAGUGCAAUUAGAAGGGCCGCCUCCCCAAGUUGAUAUCGGAAAGACUAAACGCACAGAUCUAGUUGCUGGCAAAAUCAAUGUCAUCGUGAACGCCACACAGAGGUGUCCCGUCUACCUCGAUGCUAAAGUACAAAAGUUCUUCAUCAAUAGACACGUGCUCACGAUACGCUUCGUGGAUUCGUUGAGAACUGUUCUAAUAAACGAGCAACCGUUUAAACUGGAGUUUGACGGUUUACCUAAACCGAUAUCGAUAGGCAAUGAAAAGUUUUUCAUUAGAUUUUCGGCACUCCCUAGUCACAUAAAGGCUGGUCACAUAGAAAUAGCAAAUAUGGAAGGCACGAGAAUGGAACCGGUCAUGCAGCCGACACUCGGCUUUAACAGUGACAGUAAUACACAAGGUGUAGCCAUGUUAGCGAGUGCCACGCCUUCAACAAUGGCACCCGCGUCUGCUUCAGAGUACAGUUCAGCUGAGCCGAUGUUUCCAAUCCUGGCCAACAUAAAUGUGAAUGAUUUGUUUGCUAAACUGGUUGCCAGUGGCAUAGUGCAGGUCAACAACGAAUUAAAAACUGAACCCAAGGAAGAGGUGAAAGAAGAGGCCAAACCGAAGGCAAAAGAGGAUAAGAAUGUCAUCCAUAAAGUUGAUUUGCUGAGAAGUGAAACUUUGAAAGUGAAGCAGGAGGCGCUGGUGGCACGGCUGUACGGCGGCAUGCAGUGCUCGGGCUGCGACGUGCGCUUCCCGCCCGAGCACACGGUGCGCUACUCGCAGCACCUCGACUGGCACUUCCGCCAGAACCGCCGCGACCGCGACUCGGUCCGCCGCGCGCAUUCGCGCCCCUGGUACUACGACCACUCCGACUGGCUGCACUAUGAGGAGAUCGAGGACCUCGAGAACAGAGAAAAAAACUGGUUCGAGACUGUUGGGGCGGCGGGCAAGGGUAUGGCGGAGGCGGCGGCCGAGGCGCCCAGCGUGGCGGCCGGCGCGCUGAUUAACCAGCACUGCGCCGUCUGCGGCGACCGCUUCCAGCAGUUCUACAACGAGGACAAGGAGGAAUGGCAUCUGAGGAACUCGCUGCGCCACGACGACGACUUUUACCACCCGCAGUGCUUCGACGACUACAAGGCAUCGUUAACCAAAGAGAAGCCACUCCGAGAGUCGUCCAUCGAGAUCGAGGACGUGGACGACGUAAUGUCGCAGUCGGACAACGAGUCUGUUGUGGAGGUCGUUAAAACUGACGACAGGAACACUCAACCCGUAGAGACGGUGGCUAUGCCCCAGCCGAUGGAGGACGACGGCGACGAGGAUGACGUAGUGUUUGAGGCCCAGUCGGUGGAGCAAGUGGACGUGGAGGACGACGCCGACACCGACGACGAGACGGUCGAGCAGCGCCGUCAGCGGGACGUACUCGCCGCCAUCGACAUGGCCAACGUACGCGUCAAGAUUGAACCUAUCGACCCUGACGAUGAGCCAAUAAUAACAGCAGAGGAGACCAUCCCCACCGCAGUCGAUACCACACACGUAACAGUGCUGUCCUCUAUCGACGGGAACGUGCAACUCGAGGCGAUUCCCGCGCCAGUCACCUCGCGCAGCAUACGUAUAAAUAUAUCUAAGUCGAUACCCUCUUUUGUGAGUAAUGUACAGGAAAAUAAAAUGCUCGAAGAGAUAAACAUGGAUGAUGAGCCUCUGCCUCCUGGCGAAGAACCACAGUUGUCGUACAAGCUGAAACCGACGCUGGAAAAUGUACAAUUCAGUAGGCAACCACCCGCGAAUAAAGGCAAUGAACUGUCCGGACUCUGUUCUAUUAUGUGAAUAUGUUGUGAUAAACAAGUUUUAUUAGCAGUGUGAAAUGAACGAUUCCCUGGUUAUGAAGUGUUCGUGAAACUUUUUCGUUCGUGAUUUUGAUAAUUUUUCUGCAUUUGAAUAGAGUUCACUCCUGUGUUGGUCCUAUAUAAUUAUUAGUGAUUUGCUCAACGACUAAAGUAGCCAUGUUUCAGAAUAAAAUGAAAGUUGUAAAAUUAAAAACAUCAAUUUGUUUAUAAAAAAUCUCCAUUGGCGUUAUUUUUAAUAGAAAAAUUAUACUCGUAUUGAAACGGUCAAUUGUGUAAGCAGCUCUAUAGAUGAGGUGUGAUGGUCUUUAGGCAAGUUAUUGACUAAAUUGCAUAAUAAAUAUAUAGGAUAUACUAAGAUUCAAUCGUUUGCAUCGCAUGGUCGUCUCACAUAUAAUUCGCCCUACGAUCAGUCCGAGGUGAUUAGAUGAACUAGGUUUCAACAUUUAACAAGUUGCUAACUGCAACUUUGUAACAGCAAACUUUGCACAAUGAUUUCGAAAAUAUAUAUAUAAUUAGUAACAGUCAUACUACUUGAACUGGAUCUUAUAGAGCACAAGUCUUGCAAAUAAAAAUUUUACAAAAAUGUACUUAUCAUCCUCUAAAUUUAACUUACUAUUCAAUUAUUACUUGCUUUCCUUUAGAGGUUCCUUCUAUUUCUUUGUACU
Molecule: messenger RNA, 4555 nt
Organism: Galleria mellonella (greater wax moth)
Lineage: Eukaryota; Metazoa; Arthropoda; Insecta; Lepidoptera; Pyralidae
Exons: 11
Coding region: 1-3870 (1289 amino acids)
Biological process (GO): termination of RNA polymerase II transcription
Cellular component (GO): cytoplasm; mRNA cleavage factor complex
Molecular function (GO): RNA polymerase II complex binding; mRNA binding
Source: RefSeq, a predicted model, not a curated record